Molecule: messenger RNA, 3277 nt
Organism: Pararge aegeria (speckled wood butterfly)
Lineage: Eukaryota; Metazoa; Arthropoda; Insecta; Lepidoptera; Nymphalidae
Product: pleckstrin homology domain-containing family M member 1-like
Exons: 1
Coding region: 110-2257 (715 amino acids)
Source: RefSeq, a predicted model, not a curated record
UUUUUCUUUUUUAAUGAAAGCCUGUGCUGUGUGCUUAAAUUUAAAUCUUCAUAUAAUUCUGUGUAAGGUACAGUUGUGUAUUACUAAACUGCAAAUGUAAAUAACAAACAUGUCGUUUUUCAAGAACGUUACAUCUAGCUUCGCUAUUCGCAGUCGCGAUACAAUACUUAAGGAGUCCCUAAUUAAUAAUUUAUCGGAGUGCGUAAAAGAUAUCCAAUACAAUAGCCAAUUCGAAGAGAAUUUUCACAGCGUUCUCGGCUCAACCGACUCUACAAACACAUUAUGUAUGGCGUUAGAAGCAGUCUUUCUUCACGGAUUGAAAGACACUUUUUUGAGGAAAGCUAAGAAUGUUAUAUCCGGCGAUCCCGACUACCGGCCACAGUCCAGUUUCUGGCCCUUGAUACUAGUGCUUUCGCACAGGCAGAACAUUGAUCAGAUCUCAUCCCUCCCACAAAUCAACACUGAGAUAGGGCAAUGCAGAGCCUGGCUAAGGAUUGCCCUCAAUGAGUGCCUUUUGUCUUCAUAUAUGUCAACAUUAUUGAAAAAUAUAUCGGCUGUCAAACCAUUCUACAACAGGAGUGCAUUUGUUUGCGAUUCAGAAAUAUUGGAGGUUUCCCAGAAACUGGUUCAGGGAUUAGAAACUUGUGUCCAAUUUAAUUUACCAAUAAAUUCCAGUUUACUGAACCAAUGGCCCGAACAGGUUUUGAUGCAAGCAGGUAUUUGGGUACCUACUAUGAGAGUGGCACCAAUUACAGCCGGCUUAGAUGUAGCCAGUACUUUGACUGAUGAAGUCAAACCCAAGUUGGCUACAACCCCCACACAUGCCUCCAGUAUUACUGGAAUUGUUAUAAAUGAAGAUGAAGCUUUGAAAUUUAUUUUGUCAAAAGAUUCUAAUGAUUUAAAUAACAGAAGCGAACAUAUUGAAGAAACUGAGAAGGUCAAUAAAGAAGACAAAAUAAAAUCAGACUCUGAUGUUGACUCUUUAAAAGUAGUUGAAGCAACGUCAAGUCAGGAGCCAGCUGAUGAAACAGUUUUGUCCUCAGAUACAAUGCCUGUUUAUUCAUCAUCAGUGGACUCUGCAGAUUUUAUAGCACCAACUGAUGUUAUUGUUACUGGAAAUUCUUUAUUGGUCUAUAAUGGUCGUGCAAAAGGAUGGUCAAAUGAUAUUCAUGAUGAUUUAAAUGAAUCUAUUAACUCAAAUUCAUCUCAUGGCAGUAGUAUGAUUAAAACACCAGAAUUGAAAAGCUUGUCUUCACUAGUUGACAAUACAGUUGCAUAUGGGGAACCAUACACCCACACUCAGAAUUUAAAAGACAUCAUGAAAGAUAUUCAUAAGGAAUUAAAACUAACAGUUGACGAUAAUAUUUCAUUGCAUGAGACUGUUGAGGCGGCAGUGCUGGAAGACCCGUCCUUACAGGGAUUAGACUUUGAAGUGGUCCCAAAUUCCAUCAAUGGUUCCUUCACACCUCAGGAGUUGCAAAGAAUGAUAAAACAAUUAGGAAUGUUAUCUAGAGAAAAAGGACUUGAUUACCAGAAUUACCAGUGCAAGGGUUGUCAAGAUUUACUAGGCAGCACAGUUUCAAAAGCUAAGGUCUGCGGCUACACUGGUGAAUAUUACUGUGGCAAUUGUAUGGAUCCAAAUGUUUUCAUCAUACCAGCUAGAGUAAUACAUAAUUGGGACUUCAAAAGGUAUCCAGUAUCAAAAAAAUCAGCAUUGUUCUUAUUAGAAUUCCAACACCAUCCUUGGAUUGAUAUGAAAAAGCUGAAUCCUAAAAUAUACUGUGGAGUGUCUGACAUGGCACAACUGCAAGAAUUAAGAAUACAACUUAAUUUUCUAAGAGCUUACAUUUUUACUUGCCGUGAACCAGUUAUUGAAGAGCUACAGAAACGUGUGUGGCCAAGAGAGUACCUAUAUGAUCAUGUACAUUUAUACACAAUAUCGGAUUUAGCACAGAUACCAAACAGUUCUUUGGCUUUACAGUUAGAAAAGGUAGUUAGCUUUGCAAAGUCUCAUGUACUAGAUUGUUGGCUCUGCAGCCAAAAGGGAUUCAUAUGUGAAGUUUGUAAAGAUUCCAAGAUAUUGUAUCCGUUUGAAACAAGUUCUACAUAUAGAUGUGAUGAAUGUUCAAGCGUUUUUCAUGCUAAAUGUCAAAAUGAAAGCUUGCCUUGCCCCAAGUGCAAACGGAGGCAAGAAAGGACAAGUGACACAUCAUUGGUGGAUGCCCUUCAUUCUCAUUUUAUCAAACAAACUCUUUAAAGUUCAUUGCUAAGUAUAGUUUAAAUAUUAUUGUUCUUGCAUAUAAAUAUAUCAAGUAAAAUAAAGACAGGUCAUGUACCCAUGUUAGUGUAGUAAUGGUAGAUAAGAAUAAUGUGCUGAUAUUAUUGAAUGAUUUUGCAUAUAGUUAUUAUUUUCAUUUAUACACAUUUAAGUUAAAAUAUGAAUGUUGACAAAGACAACUUUGCAUCUGAUUAGUAUAAUCUUAAAAAAGAUGCUUAUAUAUUCUUAACAAUUUUAAAAAAAGGCGCUAAUUUCAAUUAGUUUUCAUUAUAUGGCUGUUAUAUAUUUUUAUUGUAAAUAAAUGUACGAAAAUAGGUUUUAUGUUUUGAUUUCUUUUUGUAUAUGAUAUUUUUGUUAGGAAGGUAUUGGGUUUUCUAUAAAGAUUUUUCACAGUAGCAGCUCAAAGUUAGGACAUUAGUGUUGUUAACUGAACUAUAGAGAGAGAGAGAGAGAUGUCUCUAGAGAUUACAUAAAAUUAAUAAUCGUUAAAGCCCUAAAACCAGCAGUGUAAAGAUGCUUAUGAGCUUAAUAAUAUACCUUUAAGAGAGGAGGUAUGUGCUGCGAGGUGGGGAUUAAUAGGCAGAAUAUGAUAAUGAUGGAUCAUAUUAGCCUUCCAACGGUUUUACUAUAGUUUGCCAGGUUUAUGAAAUAAAUAACUAAGUAAAAAAAAUGUUUAUUACAUCUCAUAAAGUGGCUCUUAUAUUCACUGCUGUGAAAACUGUAAAGGAUACUGUAUUUUUUUCUUCAAGUAAAUAGUGCUAUAUUUUACUUUCAGUUUCUUUCAGUUCCUAGGUGGUUGAUUUGGUUGGGCUUAAAAAAUCUAUUGCAACAUUUAUGAUUUCUAUUUUUGAAACAUAUGCCAUAUUAGUCUAAAUUGCUGACAUAAGAGCCAUUUUGUUACCACAAUGAAAAUUGCACACUUGUAUAACUUUUAGAUUUGGGUUCAAAGGAAUAUUCUUAUUAAGUCUUACUGUAAAAUUAAUAUAUCAGUUAGAUAUA